This is a messenger RNA of Rana temporaria (common frog), 3553 nucleotides long. RefSeq names its product LRR binding FLII interacting protein 2 (gene LRRFIP2). The transcript has 30 exons. The record is from RefSeq and is a predicted model, not a curated record. NCBI's taxonomy places the organism in Eukaryota, Metazoa, Chordata, Amphibia, Anura, Ranidae. Gene Ontology annotation, biological process: regulation of DNA-templated transcription. The coding region runs from base 177 to 2480 and encodes 767 amino acids.
UCACGUCGCUGCAGGCUUGGCCGGCGUGAUGCGCAUGCGUCGGUCGCGUCACCGGCCGGACGUUGAGAGAGAAACCUCGAGAGAGAGAAGAGACACCGGGGUUAUACCGAGCGGUACGUGGGCUGUAAUUUGGCAAGGGGAACUGGAAACUUUAGAUUGGAAUAAAGAAAAAAAAAAUGGGGACUCCUGGAUCUGGAAGGAAACGUACCCAACAUAAAGACAGAUUUUCUGCUGAAGAUGAAGCCCUGAGUCAUAUUGCAAGAGAGGCAGAGGCAAGACUUGCUGCAAAACGUGCUGCCCGAGCUGAAGCAAGGGAUAUCCGGAUGCGGGAGCUGGAGCGACAACAGAAAGAGCUCACUCAUCGCUACCAUGAUAGAAAAUGGGGACAGAUCCAGAAGUGGAUGGAGGAUUCUGACCGGGCUAAGUAUUCUCACCGGUCCAGUCAUCGGCCAUAUCUGGAGUCUUCUGGGUUGACCACUAGCCGAGGACUUGAAACUCAUAGGAGCUCAUCGUUGGAUGUCAGUGGCUUACACAAAAGCAGAGACAGUACUUCCAGGAGGAGAGAUCUUGUGUCUGACAUUUUAAAAGAUAGAUCUUCGAAGUCAAGCAGAUACGGAACAGAUUAUGACUUGCUGAAGGAUUCCUCCAGGAGAAGCGUGCACUCUAAUCAUACCUACAACUCUUAUGGAAGCAAGAAUAUAUCUUCUAAUUCUCACAAAGACUUACUGAGUGGACUUUAUCAUGAUCAGCGAAACUAUAGCAGUCUUAAAUAUAGCAAACCCUCUUCCAGCUACCACACUCGGUCGUCUUCUCUCUACAGUGAGCCGUCAGCCACUACUAGAAGCUACAGGACAUCACCAAAGUUAAGUGCUACCUUGCCCCGAAGUUCAAGUUCGACAUCACUCUAUGGGGAUGGCAUUACUAAUUUGUACAGUUCCCGAACUCCCUCUGAAUAUAGCUACCAUUCGUCUAGAGCCAGCUCGACUAGAAACAGUCCUGUGUGUACAGAUGAUGAGGGUUCUAUAACCUCUUGUAGCGCUGGACGGGGGCGAAAAGAUAGCGUGUCCUCAGACUUUUCUGACCAGAGUGAAUCUGCAGCUGAUUAUUUUAGCCGCUCCAAUCGUAGGGGAAGUAUAGUGUCUGAUGAUGUCAGCAUUGCUGAUCUCAACAGUCUGGAGGACAAGAUUGACAAGCAGUAUUCUGAAGGUUAUUCUAGGCCAUCAUCUCGUAAUGCAGCUUCUGGGCUGCCAGGUACCUUUACUCCUCUAAGUGGAUCAUCGUCUCGAAGAGGAAGUGGAGAUGCCAGUAGUUUAUUGGAUCCAGAUGCUUCACUGAGUGAAUUAAGGGAUAUAUAUGAUCUUAAGGACCAGAUUCAAGAUGUAGAAGGGAGAUACAUGCAGGGACUAAAAGAACUAAAGGAUUCCUUGGUAGAAGUGGAGGACAAAUACAAGAAGGCAAUGGUAUCCAAUGCACAGCUUGAUAAUGAAAAAAGCAAUCUUGUAUACCAAGUGGACACAUUAAAAGAUGUCAUUGAGGAAAUGGAGGAACAGAUGGCAGAAUAUCAUAGAGAAAAUGAGGACAAGACUAAGGAUUUAGAAAGACAAAAACAUGCAUGCGGUAUUCUACAGCAUAAGUUAGAUGAACUGAAAGAAGGUAUUCGCCAAAGAGAUGAAUUGAUAGAGGAAAAUCAGCGCUUGCAGCAGAAAGUAGACACUUGCACAAGGGAGGUGUAUGAUCUACAGGAGACAGUUAAUUGGAAAGAUAAAAAAAUUGGGGCUUUAGAGAGGCAGAAAGAGUACUUUGACUGCAUUAGAAAUGAACGGGACGAGCUCAGGGAUGAGCUGGCUGAUGUGAAAGGAAAAAUGAAGAUAGGAGAGAGACAUGGCUUAGUUAUUAUUCCAGAUGGUACCCCAAAUGGUGAUAUAAACCAUGAGCCAGUAGUCGGAGCAAUUACUGUUGUAACUCAAGAAGCUGCACAAGUAUUGGAAUCUGCAGGAGAAGGACCACUUGAUGUCAGGCUACGAAAAUUGGCUGAAGAAAAGGAUGAGCUUGUGUCACAGAUCAGAAAGCUAAAGUUACAACUAGACGAGGAGCGACAAAAGAAUUCAAGAAAUGACACUUCCUUGACCGAUUCAGGUGGAUUAGAGAAUGGGUCUGACCUACAGUUUAUUGAAAUGCAGAGAGAUGCCAACAGACAAAUUAGUGAGUUCAAGUUUAAGCUUUCAAAAUCAGAGCAAGAUAUAACAACUUUAGAACAGAAUGUUCUUAGGCUUGAAGGACAGGCAGCCAGAUAUAAAACGGCAGCAGAAAAUGCAGAAAAAGUAGAAGAUGAGCUAAAAGCAGAAAAACGAAGACUUCAUAGAGAGUUGCGAACUGCUUUGGACAAAAUGGAGGAGAUGGAAAUGACAAACAGUCACUUAGUGAAGAGAUUAGAGAAGAUGAAAGCCAACAGGACUGCUCUUCUGUCUCAGCAGCAAUGAGGAUACCACACAAUAACAAUGCACUGCUCCACAAUACAAUGCGCCCCUCACCUGGUCUUAUUAUAGAAGUUCUUAUUGGCACAGCUGGUGCACCUGCCGCAUGGGCCAUCCAAGGGCUUAACCGCGACAAGUGACUUGUCAACCUUUAAUUUAUAAGUGGAUGGAAAGACUGAUAUUAAUACUCUAAACCUUGGUGAUUUCUCCUUUGUCCACAGUCUAAUUCGGGUAAUUUUCUGAGCUAAGGCACUACAAGCUGGAAAACUGUUCUUUUCAUAGGAUAUAUCCCUCACUUUAUUAUAAUCAACUUUACUUACACUCUAAUUUUUUUUGUCUGCUGCUUAUGCUGGUGAACAGAAACUACUGCAUGAAGAGGAUUCUCUACUACACCCUGGUGACAAAUUCUAUCCAAAUACGUACUGAGAAUUGAUAGACUCGCCUAACCCCUUCCCUGUUUAAGCUAGUCCUGGAUUCAUGGAGGAGCUCUGUUCUUGCCAAAUCCUGGAGAUUCUGAAGAAAUGUCCUGCUGGUUUGUGAGUUUUUGGAGCACGUUCUGCUGACAAGGACAGAUGUCCAGACCACACUUAAGUGUCUUGUGUUACCACUUACAGAACUGUCUUUCAUCGGGGAAGGGGUUAACAAACCAAGUGCCUUCCUCACCGUAAUUUCAACUUAAUUGCUGUUAAACUGUUCAAACUAUUAAACAGAAUUGCGCUAACAUUUAUACCUAGGAACCUUACAAUGUGGGGGUGGGGUGGGGGGAUUGUUCAUUCAUUAAACUUUAUACAUUUUGAACAAAGGAUUCUUUUUGUAAAAAAAUAUUUUAAUUUGUACAAGAAUUGUAUAACAGAAAAUAGGGAUUGUAUAUAAGUGUUUUAUUGCAUGGGUGAUGGCACUGCUGGUUUGAUAGUAUUUUAAUGAAAUUCAUUGACUGACCUUAUGAAUCGGGCCCAUACAUGAUGUCAGUUGUAUUUUGUUGUACAUUGUAAAUUAUAUAACCUGUUGCUAAAGUGUGAGUGGCGUGCAUAGACAAAUCAAAUUGCCAGGGGACCUAUUAAAUGGACACUUCAACGGUU